AGAGUGCGGCUGCAGGAGCAACGGGGCUUCUUACUACCUUGAGGCAUCAUGGAUUGCGAGGACGAGGCCGUUGUUUUCGUUGCUGCUGCAAGGACCCCGGUCGGAUCCUUCAAUGGUGCCUUGUCAACCCUGCAUGCCCAUGAAUUGGCUUCAGUAGUCAUUAAAGAAUUGUUGCAGAGGACAAAAAUUGAUCCUAAAGAAUUAUCUGAAGUUAUACUUGGACAAGUAUUGCCUGCAGGGGCUGGCCAGAAUCCUGCUCGACAAGCCAGUCUCGAAUCCAGCAAGAAGCAAUAUGGAAGCUUCUUUUUUCUUACACUCUUUCACUUUCAUACAUAUCGUGUGAUUCUUCUACUGGAAUGGCAGAUGAACAGAACAGUCAUACAGGGAGAAUGGGCGCUCCAGAGACUAUUUCCAUUCAGUUGCAAAAAAAGUUGCUUUCAAUAUUCUAAAUGGGUCAGAAUGCUUUUUUUCCCCCAGGCUCCUCAUGUCAUUCAUCUGCGUGGUGGAGUGAAGAUGGGGGAAGCCUCUUUGCAAGACAGUAUUAUCGUAGAUGGCUUGACAGAUGUUUUCUACUGUUAUCACAUGGGUAUUACAGCUGAAAAUGUGGCCAAACGAUGGAAGGUCAGUCGAGAAGAACAAGACCACCAGGCUGUAAUGUCUCAGAAUAAGGCUGAAAAUGCCCAGAAGGGUGGAUAUUUUAAUAAAGAGAUUGUACCUGUUGCUGUACCUUCUAGAAAAGGUCAGUGAGCAGUUUGACAUACUGGACAAGGGACUGGGACCUGUUUCUAACUAUUAUGAUCCACCUUUGUAUUCA
Messenger RNA from Protobothrops mucrosquamatus (brown spotted pit viper), 814 nucleotides. RefSeq names its product acetyl-CoA acetyltransferase, cytosolic-like. NCBI's taxonomy places the organism in Eukaryota, Metazoa, Chordata, Lepidosauria, Squamata, Viperidae. The transcript has 6 exons. Bases 49 to 747 code for a protein of 232 amino acids. Gene Ontology annotation, biological process: fatty acid beta-oxidation. Gene Ontology annotation, molecular function: acetyl-CoA C-acetyltransferase activity. The record is from RefSeq and is a predicted model, not a curated record.